Nycticebus coucang (slow loris) is the source of this 6674-nucleotide messenger RNA. It is a transcript of the gene TRA2A, whose product is annotated as transformer 2 alpha homolog. The record is from RefSeq and is a predicted model, not a curated record. Bases 5276 to 5830 code for a protein of 184 amino acids. Gene Ontology annotation, cellular component: spliceosomal complex. The transcript has 8 exons. NCBI's taxonomy places the organism in Eukaryota, Metazoa, Chordata, Mammalia, Primates, Lorisidae. Gene Ontology annotation, molecular function: RNA binding. Gene Ontology annotation, biological process: positive regulation of mRNA splicing, via spliceosome.
UUGUAACCAUACUCAUAAACUUAUAUGUAUAAAUUUGGCACUAUUACCUGGCAUAGAAUUUGCUUGGCCUUAUUAUUAGAAUGGGCUACAGUGUAGCAUUUUAUAUUAGUUUAUGUGUUAAUUUUAAUGAGUAUUAGGUACUAAGAGUGUAUAUUGUGUUUGUUUUUCUUCUAACUAUGAUAUGAUAACAGGCCUUAUUAAAAGACUGCAAUUGGGGCGGCACCUCUGUCUCAGUGAGUAGGGCGCCAGCCCCAUAUACUGAGGGUGGCAGGUUCAAACCUGGCCCCAGCCAAACUGCAACAACAACAACAAAAUAGCCGAAUGUUGUGGCAGAUGCCUGUAGUCCCAGCUUCUCGGAAGGCUGAGGCAAGAGAAUCACCUAAGCCCAAGGGCUGGAGGUUGCUGUGAGCUGUGAUGCCACAGCACUAUACCAAGGGCUACAAAGUGAGACUCUGUCUCUUAAAAAAAAAAAAAAACUGCAAUUGGGUGGCGCCUGUAGCUCAAGCGGCUAAGGUGCCAGCCACAUAACACCAGAGUUGGCGGGUUCUAAUCCGGCCCGGGCCUGCCAAACAGUGACAACUACAACCAAAAAAUAGCCAGGCAUUGUGGCGGGUGCCUGUAGUCCCAGAUACUUGGGAGGCUAAGGCAAGAGAAUCGCUUACGCUCAGGAGUUGGAGGUUGCUGUGAGCUGUGACAACAGGGCAAUCUACUCAGGGUGAUAGCUUGAGGCUCUGUCUCAAAAAAAAAAAAAAAAAAGACUGCAAUUAUAGAUUGUUGAAGGAAUUGUUCUACAACGUGCGUAUAUAUAAAACAACCUUUUUUCUGAUUAAAAGAACAGUACAUGGUUAUUGUAGUUAUUUACAAUGUGUAAAAUACACAGAAAGAUGGUUUUUAGAUGGCUUAUGUUGGAUAUACUGUAAUAGUUUUCUUAGAGGUCAUAGUUAGCAUCUUCCUUUUUAUUUUUGGCUGUAUCCUUCACCCACCACCAGAAGUAUCUUGAUAAUAAAGAGUAGUUAAAAACAAAGUAGUAGAUAAACACUAGUAGUAGAUAAAACCUGUUUAAGCAGGUUGUGUUGUGCCUGGCUUCAGGUUUAUAGCAUAUAAGGUAGACUGGAGAACUAUUAAAGAUUUCUUAUAAAAAUCUGUAAGAUGGGCCGGGCGAAGUGGCUCACACCUAUAAUCCUAGCACUCUGGGAGGCCAGCGUGGGAACAGCCUGAGCCGGAGUGAGACCCUGUCUCUAAAAAUAGCCAGGCAUUGUGGCAGGUACCUGCAGUCCCAGCUACCUAGAAGGCUGAGGCAAGAGGAUCACUUGAGCCCAAGAGUUUGAGGUUGCUGUGAGCUAUGAUGUCAUGGCACUCAACCCCAGGGCGACUAAGCGAGACUAUCACAAAAAAAAAAAAAAUCUGUGAUACAAAUUACUGAAUAAUGGCCUAUUUCAACUAGGCAAUAUGUGUUUUUAAUGGUUGUUGGAUCUAAGAGACUUCCUUUAAGAACAGGUAGUAUAGUAAAACAGGGCAGACACCACUUCUUCCCAGCAUUUAAUUGUCUUUCUGUUUGUAAUUUUAAUUCAGCUUCCAAAUUCUGAACAGUUUUAUGAAUUUCUUUGAAAAGAAUUAAAAUUAUUUGAAAAUGAAGACAAGUUAUAGAAAAGUAUAUUGUCUAGCAUUUGCCCUCCAUAAAGGACUUCUUAUUUUAAUGCAGUCUAGUGAAAAUGACAUUUUCGGUAACAGUUUUUGAGAAAAAAGUUACUCUAAAAUGAUAGUGUUAUGGUAAAAAUAUUUCUAUAAAGAUGUAAGUUUAGGGAGGCGCCUGUGGCUCAAAGGGGUAGGGUGCCAGCCCCAUAUGCCAGAGGUGGUGAGUUCAAACCCAGCCCCGGCCAAAAACUGCAAAAAAAAAACAAAAAGAGAUGUAAGUUUAUUUUGUACUUGAUAGUUUUCUUCUUUUGGUUGAGUUUACUAAUAGUUAUUGACUUUUAAGAAAGUCUCUAGAUUGUUUCUAGAAGUUAAAAUAAUAGGAGCAAUGUUGUAACUAGGAAUUAGUUGAGAGGACUUUUAACCUUGGACGAUUUCAUGAAGAAAUGUAUUCAGAUUUAGAGUUUCCUCAGAUGAAAAGAGAAGAAAGACAAAAGAGGUUAGGCAUUUGUUGUAAGACCUUUGAUAGUAAAAAGCUAAGCUUCUUUUAAAAUAUGCUGAUAGCUUUCAGAAAAAAAGACAUGCUAUCAUACCUUAACUCUCCGUUACUACUACAGAACUGCGGUUUAUUUAAAGAUACUACCAAUUUACCUUAUUUAUUUUAAGAUUUUUUUUUUUAUUUCUAUACCUAGUAUAAUUAAAGGUUUUCCUUUUACAGAGUAAAGCCUUCUUAUAUGUGCGUUUAACAAAAGUUGUUGUGGUGUUCAUAGAUAAUGUUUUAGCUACUGCUAUUCAACAGUAGCAUAAAUGAACAUUAUGCCAGAGGGUCUGUUUUAUAGAAGGGAAAGCCAAAGGGGGGAGGGUGUUCUUAUCAGUUUAAUGAACCACCCUGUGAAACUUAAAUUUCAAGCAAAUUAGCAAUACCUUUUUGUGUUUUUCAUAGUGAAUAUGCUGCUUUUAUAGAGUUUCAAUGAAAGAAAAACCCCAAAUUGCUCUGUGUGCUUCAGUCAUCCAGCAAGGAAUUUUUAAGGGUUAUCUGAGGUAUAGUGAAAGACUUACUCUAGAUAGCUAAAUGGGAGUGUUUGGUAUUGGACAGAAAGGUAGCUGUGUAUUUCAGUUUUAUUUUCAUCUUUGUUUAGACCUAGUGGCAUUAGUACAGUUCUUGGUAAGUCUUUUGAUAGUAAACUUGAAGUAAAGGAAGUCUUAAGGAUGUUUUUAGGCUCAGCGCCUAUAGCUCAGCGGCUAGAGCACCAGCCACAUACACUGGAAAUGGUGGGUUUGAACCUGGCCUGGGCCUGCCAAACAACAAUGAGAACUACAACCAAAAAAAUAGCUGGGUGUUGUGUCAGGCGCCUGUAGUCCCAGCUACUUGGGAGGCUGAGGCAAGAGAAUUGCUUAAGCCUGAGAGUUUGAGGUUGCUGUGAGCUGUGACACUCUGUCUCCAAAAAAAAAAAAAGAAGAAGGAAAGGUGUUUUUAAAAGUUGUGCAAUAGUAUUAUGCGUAAAUGAAAAUUGAUGUGAAAGUGGAUAAUUAUUUACAGUAAUAAUCAAGGCUUAAAUGGUGCAUCCUGUUUUGAUCAUAAUUAUAUCUGUCAAAUUAAAAAACAAGCUUUUGGUGUGGUGGUUUCUGCAUGUAGUCCUAGCACUGUGGGAUGCCAAAGUGGGAGGACCCCUUGAGCUUCAGGUGUUCAAGACCAGCCUGAGCAAGACCUAGACUCCAUCUCUACUAAAAAUAAAAAAAUUAGCUGGGCAUUGUGGAGGCUAAGGUAGGAAGAUCACUUGAACCCAGUUCGAGGUUGCUGUGAGCUAGGCUCUCUAGCCUGGGCAGCAGAAUAAGACUCUGUCUCAAAACACCUACACAAACUUUAAAUCAGUUAUAAAUUAUAUUAUUUGGAAAGCUUUUACUCAUUUAGCUUUUUCAGAAACUAGUCAGUUUUCUGAUACAGGAUAUAAUAACUGAGGGAAGUACAAGAAUACAUUAAAUGUAUAAAAUACAUAAACUACGAACAAAAGAGGUAUAUCAAAGAUAAAGAUCAUGAUAUGAAUUUUGUGACUUGGACAUUGUGAUGUUUUGUGGAUAAUAGAGAAUUUUUAGCAAAAUGCAUUAUUUUUAGCAAAAAUGCAUUAUUUCAGGAAUUAAGCCAAGGGGAAUUUUCUUGUAAGAAUUUUCUUCUUUCCCUUGGUUUUUUCAGUAUGCUUGUUUGUCUUCAGAACAGAUUAUUUCUGGUUAAGUCAGAGUGAGGAAAGAUAGUGAUCAAACAAAAUUGGGAGAAGGUGUAGUAAAUUUUACCUUUUUUUUUUUAGCUUUGGAGUGUAUGCUAUAAUGUACCAGUUCAGAUAGGUGUGUACAAAUAUUUCAGCCUGGAAUGUUUUGCUUCAACUGUAUAUUAAUUUCUUAGCAUGACUUAGUAAGAGCUUAUUUUAAGAAUCUCCAAAUUAUAGAGGAAAUUUAACAUUUAGAUGGGGGGGAACUAUAGUUAAUGUUAGAUUUAUAUUUGAAUUAAAUAUAUUAAAAUUGUUUACAUUUUAGGAACUAGAAUGAAAUAUGAAACGGGAGGAGGGUGAAGAGUAUGGUAAAAAAACAUUUAGAGAAAUUCAGUGAACUCUGUUAGAAACUAGACUUUUAAACAAUUUUAAAGACUAUAAAAUUGGUUUUUUAAAAAUAAAGUAGUUAUUUGCACUUUACCUGCUGGCUUUUCCAUUUGGUAGAUAACAUUCUGAACUCCAGCAGAGUUUUAUAAUCCCCACGUGCUUAAAUAUACUAAAUGUUCUUUUUCCAUUAAGGUUAAUGUUCGUGAAGAAAUUGAAGAGUUUUUUCCAAGAAUGUGGAAGAUAAAUCAAGAUAAAAGAAGGCUAAUGAAAAGUAUUAAAGAUCAGAAAAUUAAAAUUGAAUGGGGGAAAAAAUUGAACAGAAGAUUGGUCAGAUAGAAGCACUUGAAUAUUUUUUUAAGGCUAUUUUGAAUUGUUUGAAUUGGGGAAGAAUACACGAAGUAUGAAAAAUGAAAAACUCAAUGAAGAAUGAAGAGAAGUAGAAAGCAAGAGUGAAGUAGAAUUAAAAGAAUCUGGAAGAAUGAAUGGGUCCUAGGUUAAGUAAAUGUAUGGUUUAUGUUCCAGUGUCUGUAUGAUCAAGUUGUAGAUGAAUUUGCAUGAUUACUUAGUUAAUAGAGAAUUGGUGAUCUGGUGCAAGUAGGGAAUUAUUGAGGACAGUUAGCAGUAUUAACGAUGGGUUAUUAAUGAGCUGAAAUUUUUUUCUGGAGGGUGUUGCCUAACCAUUUGUUUUUCAGGAGCAAUCAAUAUAAAUAAUUACGGUACUUUAAAUGUUAGGUGUUAGGCAUCUACGUGACCAGUGCCAUUUGUAAUACUGUCUUCUUUGUUAGGAGUCUCGCUCUCAGUCAAAAUCUCCAACGGGAACUCCUGCUCGUGUAAAAUCGGAGAGCAGGUCAGGAUCUCGUAGUCCAUCAAGGGUUUCGAAACACUCUGAAUCCCAUUCUCGAUCAAGAUCAAAAUCCAGGUCAAGGUCAAGGAGGCAUUCUCAUAGACGUUACACUCGAUCCAGAUCCCACUCUCACUCUCACAGGAGACGAUCUCGGAGUAGGUCAUAUACACCAGAAUACCGGCGGCGAAGGAGCCGAAGUCAUUCUCCAAUGUCUAACCGGAGAAGACAUACAGGCAGCAGGGCAAAUCCAGAUCCAAACACAUGUCUUGGAGUGUUUGGCCUCAGUUUGUAUACAACAGAGAGAGAUCUUCGUGAAGUGUUUUCUCGAUAUGGACCCUUAAGUGGUGUCAAUGUGGUUUAUGAUCAGCGAACUGGACGAUCUCGAGGAUUUGCUUUUGUGUAUUUUGAGAGAAUAGAUGAUUCAAAAGAGGCUAUGGAAAGGGCAAAUGGAAUGGAGCUGGAUGGCAGAAGAAUUCGUGUGGAUUAUUCUAUCACCAAGAGAGCGCACACACCUACACCUGGCAUCUAUAUGGGCAGACCGACUCAUAGUGGUGGCGGCGGCGGUGGUGGAGGUGGUGGUGGUGGUGGUGGUGGUGGAGGUGGUGGCAGACGUCGAGAUUCUUACUAUGACAGAGGAUAUGAUCGUGGAUAUGACAGAUAUGAAGACUAUGAUUACCGGUACAGAAGAAGAUCACCUUCUCCUUACUAUAGUCGAUAUAGAUCACGAUCAAGAUCUCGUUCCUACAGUCCAAGGCGCUAUUGAUAACAGAAUGUUGCAGUUAAGGACAUUUUUUCUCUGUAUUUUAUUUUUUCUGUCUUUUUUUGUGUAAUUCUGGAUUUCCCCACACUUCUGAUACUUCCGCUCCUUAAGACGAGCCCUUAAAACAAAUCUGUGGUUUAUUUAGCAUCUACACUUUUGGUUGUGUUGCUGUUUUCCACUCUUUUUAUUAUACUCUUAAAGAUGUAAUUGUCAUUUUGAGUAGUUAAACAUCUUGAGUAAAAAAGGAAUCCCCGUGUUAACACUUUGUAAAUGAUUUUUCUUUGCUUUUAUGAAGUUAAACUCCUAGCUAAUCAAAUGAGGAAAGAAAUGAUCUUUUAAAAGCUUCUUUUGUGUUAGAUACUGUAUUAGAGAUCUACAUUCUAUGACGAACUCCUUUUUAACUUUCUUUUGGGGAAGUUGGUAACACACAAACUAGUUCAGUCAUGUCAGGUUUGUCUGGGGUGGCGUGGAGCAAACAGUUGAGUUUAGAAAGUUUGAAGCUAUAGAAGAAAACACUUGGAUAUUUCUUUGGAAGAACGGAAUUUUUGAACCUUAAAUUAAGUCAUUUUUCAGAGAUGAAAAGCUUGUGGACUCCUGCAUAAAACAUGUAUUUGAAACACAUCUGUUAAACCUUAAAAACUUAAAAGUGUGAUUUUGUGUUAAACUUAUCGAAGUUAAAGUAUUCCCUUAAUCAGUGAAGAACAACCCUUAUUUAUUACCUAGAGCAAGUGUAUAAUUUGCUGUUAGAAAUUUUGGUAUUGGGACAAUGGCUAAGCAAGUUAUUGCAUAGAGUCCUUAGAAGAUACUUGUGGGGAAAUGUAGUCUUUCAAAUAAAAGUUAAUUUCUU